AUGGCGGUUUGGUCGUGGAUCAAAACAAACUCCAUCCACGAGGCCAUAACCUGGGGCGUUACCGACAACCUUGAACGGCUCCUCGCCAACAAACGUGUCAAUGUGAAUGCAGAGAACGCAAACGGCGCAACCGCCUUGCACCUGGCCGCGUCUCGUGCCGGCCUUGCGGAAGUGCUGGAAAAACUGCUGUCCCAUCCCGACAUCAACCUCAAUCUCCGAGAACGCAGUGGGAAGACCCCCUUGCAUCUUGCCAUCUGGUUCGGGAACUUGUAUGCGAUCAAGCGUCUCCUCGCGGAUCCCCGCACAGACGUCAACCUAGCAGACCAAGACGGUCGUUCGCCAUUGCACUACGCCGUUGACUCCAACCAAGGCCACUACAGGCUUAUUCUAGCUCUUCUCGUAGCGUCCCCCAGAGUCAACCACAAAACACAAGACCGACUUCAGCGCACCGCUCUAGCGUGGGCCCUAGACUAUGGUUACCCAGAGAUGGUGGCCGCUCUCGCCUCAGGCCGUGAACCAUUGCCAGAGGUUGCUGUGACAGAUUUGGAUGGCGACACGGCAAUCCACAAAGCCGCCAAGUAUGGUGGCUCGAUGCUGGCUUGUCUGGUGAAAGGGCAGGACAGGGAGGUUCUGGAUGUCAGGAAUAUCAGGUCAGAAACCGCCCUUCACGUCGCUGCGAGGCACAACUCAGAUUCCCUGGAAUUACUCGUUCAUGCCGGCGCCAGCCUUGAUGCGCGGCGGGACCCGGAUGGUGUGACCCCAUUCCACAUUGCCGCCCAACACAAUUCCUGCGAGUUUGUGGAUCGUUUGCGGUCACUUGAUCCGUCCCUACGCAACAUCAUAUUCAUGAAUGAUAAGGACGGUAACACGCCUUUACAUCUAGCCGCUGAGCGCGGUGACUCUAAAAUGGUGGAUACCAUUCUGAAUCUGUACAAGGACCCGGGCCAACAGACUAGCGAGCCCACCAUCCAGCCUGGCCCCGUCGAGGUUGGUUUUACGAACAAGGGCGAGUCGGCCGUUGCGCUCGCCGCGCGUCACGGUCAUGUCGAUACCCUGGUAUCCUUGUUGCGAGACGAACAUAUCAGGUCUGACGAGGUCAGAUCCAGACACGCGGAGGCCGUUUUGCAAAUCCUACCCCAUAUCACCGCUGGUCCAGCUUCCGGGGUGCCACAGCAAGAGAGGACGGCCGUGUUAUUUGAGUGGGCGGUACGGGAAGGUGUACUCGACGUUGUCAAGCCCCUCAAGCCCUACGCCAGCCCUUCGGCGCUUGAACACUCCAUUUCACUCGCCGCAGCAGGGGGGCACGCCCACGUCGUUCAGUAUCUUGCCGAAGAAGGGGUCAGCCCUAACGUCUGGACGGAAGCUGAAGGAACGCCGCUUACCGUCGCUAUUGAGCACGGACAUAUCGAAGUCGUCAAGGUCCUGCUCAGCCUCGAGGGAGUAGAUCCGAACCUCGGCGUGCCCAGCUCCGACACACCCUUGAUGAAGGCCAUACGGCGCCGUUCUAGAGCGGUUGUUUCGCUGCUUCUGAGUGAGAAAGUUAUCAAGACCAAGGGAUUGUUGCUCGACGAAGGAAGCCACAAAAAUCAGCGAUCAGGUCGCUGGUUUUCUAACCCAUUGCUUUUAGCCUCUCAACUCGGCUACGAGGAUAUGGUCGAGAUGCUCGUCCAACCCGGUCUUGCGGCUGAAGCCUGCUUAACUGUUCAGGAUCAAGCCUUUGGCCAAACACCCUUGAACGCCGCCUGCUGGCGAGGCCACUGGCGCGUGGUCGAGGUGCUCUUCCAGGCUCGCCCUUGGACUUCUGGGCCUGAUGUGCUCGGGGUCGAUCAGCGGGAUGAUUCGGGUCGCACGCCGUUUGCCAAUGCUUGCGCAUCAUCCAAUCCCGAUACGGUCAAUCUAUUUCUCAAAAGUGGCCUUAUCAGGCACAAGCUAUUCGAUCCCGAUUCAAGAGACAACGAUGGCAUGACACCGUUUGCUCACACUUGCGAAAAGGGUUCUGCCGAGACCUUGAAACUCAUCUUAGACAGCGACUUGAUCAAGGAUAGGCUAAUUGACCCCAACACCAGAAAUACCCAUUUUGAAACCCCGCUGGCUAUUGCAUGUUCAGGGGGGCACCAUGAGGUAGUCGGGCUCUUUUUGGAUUAUUUCCUCUCCGGCGACGGGUCAGGUCUCGUUGAUUUCAGCGCCCCCAUGGAUGACGGAGCGAGAACCCUCCUUGAGCUUGCGUUUGACGCUUUCGAUUGGCCGACCACGGUAUUGGUGCUGUUGGAGAGCCGCCUCGUCGACUUGGGCUUGGUCGACCCUAGAAAGGCUUACCGAUAUGUGGAAGAGCGGGUCCGAGAAAUGUCGGACGAAGAUGCUGAUUAUCUCGAUAUAGAGCCACUUGUGCGUCGACUGGAAGAGCUAGGAUGCGCGGAGCCGUGA
Messenger RNA from Chaetomium globosum CBS 148.51, 2424 nucleotides. RefSeq lists its product as uncharacterized. NCBI's taxonomy places the organism in Eukaryota, Fungi, Ascomycota, Sordariomycetes, Sordariales, Chaetomiaceae. The transcript has a single exon. Bases 1 to 2424 code for a protein of 807 amino acids. Gene Ontology annotation, molecular function: protein binding. The record is from RefSeq and is a predicted model, not a curated record.